CACGCGCAGCGGAACUUUAACGAUGCUGGUUGUGAUCCGGCUGAUCUUCAUCCUCCGGAUCAGCAUCAUCUUCAUCAGCGGGGAGAAAGUCUUCCACAGCAGAGAUCAUUCAGAUGGGAUGAACGACAUCCAUCAGGCUCAACUCAUCACCGACACCGACACUGCGCAGCGGUUUCUGUCUAAGUACGGCUUCAUAAAGGCUGCAGACGGUGAUGAGUCUCAAAUCCUGGAAGAAGCUGUAGGUGAGAAGGACGUCAGUCUCUCUCUGGAUCUUCAGGAAGGAGGAACCACGUCUAGAUCCAGCAGUCCUGAUCUCCGGUUCGUCUCGGCCCUGAAGGAGUUCCAGCGGGUGUCCGGUCUGCCCGUCACAGGUGUGUUUGAUGACGCCACCAAGGCAGCCAUGAAUAAACCCAGAUGUGGAGUCCCGGAUCAGGAUGAGAAGCUAGAAUCUACUGAACAAGAGCUGAACGACACAGCCGAGUCCAACAGCACCACGACACACAAUCACACUGAUGCUGCUGUGAACGCCACUGAUGCAGCCAACAAUACUGAGCCUCACGUGCCGAAACAACGCCACCUGGCGGCGCUUCUGAGGAACAGGAGGAAGAGGGACGCGAGCGAGUGGACGGGACACAUGGCCUUCUCCAAGAGCCUCCUGAAGUGGCGUCUGAUCGGAGAAGGAUACAGCAGUCAGCUGUCCAUCGACGAGCAGAAGUACAUCUUCAGACUGGCCUUCCGCAUGUGGAGCGAAGUCUCUCCGCUGCAGUUCGUGGAGGACGUUCACUCGCCUCUGGAGGACAUCGACAUCAGACUGGGCUUUGGGACAGGUCGUCAUCUGGGCUGCUCUCAGCGGUUUGACGGCGCGGGACGAGAGUUCGCUCACGCCUGGUUCCUCGGAGACAUUCAUUUUGAUGAUGAUGAACAUUUCACCGUCCCAAACACGGGCAGCGGGAUCAGUCUUCUAAAGGUAGCGGUUCAUGAGAUCGGUCAUGUUUUAGGGCUUCCUCACAUCUACCGUCCCGGGUCCAUCAUGCAGCCCAGCUACCUUCCUCAGGACGCUGGCUUUGAGAUCGACUGGAUGGACAGAAAAUCCAUUCAGAGCCUGUACGGUGUGUGUACGGGUCGCUUCAGCACCGUGUUUGACUGGAUCAGGAAGGAGCAGACGCCGUACGGUGAGGUCGUUGUGCGCUUCAACACCUACUUCAUGCGGGACGGCUGGUACUGGCUCUAUGAGAACCGUAAUAACCGGACACGCUACGGGGAUCCGGUGGCGGUGCAGGUGGGCUGGCACGGGCUUCCGUCCAGCGGCGUGGACGCUUACGUUCACGUGUGGAACCGCAAAACAGACGCUGUCUACUUUUUUAAAGGUGUGCAGUACUGGCGUUAUGACAGUGAGAAUGAUCAGGUGUUCACUGAAGACUCAGACGGCCGCUCGUAUCCUCGUCUGAUCUCCGAAGGUUUUCCCGGCGUGUCUGGACCAGUGGACACCGCAUACUACGACCGGAGAGAUGCUCACAUCUACUUCUUCAAAGGCUCACAGGUGUUCAGGUUUGAUGUGCGCGUGAACCGCUUGGCUGCUUCUUCCCCACAAAAAAUCACAGAGGUGUUUCCCGCCGUUGUUCCUGGAAACCAUCCCGUGGGUAACCUGGACGCGGCUUAUUUCUCAUACACUCACAACACGGUGUUCCUGAUGAAGGGCUCGUGGUUCUGGCGGAUGGUGAGCGGCAGAGAUCGCAGACGGAGCGGCUCUCUGCCGCCGAACGGCCUGAUGCCCCGCAGAGACGUGGAGCAGCAGUGGUUCGACAUCUGCGACGUUCACAGCAGCUCUCUGAGAACCACACGCAGACGAUGAACCACACAAACCUCAGAUCUGAUCUCAGAUCAGCCACAAAAUGAAUGAGGAAGACUGCAGCACUUUGCUGUUUUUAUAUGAGCAGGAACUGCUCAUCUGAAUCAGGGAUUUUAUACUUUGUUUGUCAGCUGACUUUAAAUAUAUAAUUGAAGAGUCCUGAGAUUUAACUUAAAGGAACAGUUCACCAACGGAUCCUCUGCAGUGAAUGGGUGCCGUCAGAAUGAGAGUCCAAACAGCUGAUAAAAACAUCACAAUAAUCCACAAGUAAUCCACACCACUCCAGUCCAUCAGUUCACAUCUUGAGAAGACAAAAGCUCAAACAAAUCCAUCAUUAAGACGUUUUUAAUUAAAAUCCAAGUCCAUAAACCAUAAUAAUACUUCCUCCAGUGAAAAAGUGGUCCGGUCUGAAUCAGGAGAGAAAUCUGCACAGCACCGUUUACAAGCCAAAACAGCCAAAACCAAUAUGUAUAAAACAGGAGAUGCACUUUUGCAGUGGAGGAAGUGUUAUUAUGGAUUUUGGACUUCUUGGAGUUCAAUACAUCUUAAUGAUGGAUUCUUUUUUUUUUUACUCGUCUUCUCAAGAUGUUAAUUGAUGGACUGGAGAAAAUCACUGAAAUAAUUUAAAUUGUCAGUCAUUUAUAUUUCUUUUGUAGUUAGAUAUUUCUAUAAGUCAGUAUGUAUGUGAUGCAAUGCUGUGCAACACAAGAUUUGACAAAAACAUUUUUACUUAUACUGUUUGC
This is a messenger RNA of Labeo rohita (rohu), 2592 nucleotides long. It is a transcript of the gene mmp21, whose product is annotated as matrix metallopeptidase 21. Gene Ontology annotation, molecular function: metalloendopeptidase activity; zinc ion binding. Gene Ontology annotation, biological process: extracellular matrix organization; proteolysis; collagen catabolic process. The coding region runs from base 23 to 1852 and encodes 609 amino acids. The record is from RefSeq and is a predicted model, not a curated record. The transcript has 7 exons. Gene Ontology annotation, cellular component: extracellular matrix. NCBI's taxonomy places the organism in Eukaryota, Metazoa, Chordata, Actinopteri, Cypriniformes, Cyprinidae.